Messenger RNA from Gasterosteus aculeatus aculeatus (three-spined stickleback), 3399 nucleotides. Its product is annotated as chloride anion exchanger. Lineage: Eukaryota; Metazoa; Chordata; Actinopteri; Perciformes; Gasterosteidae. Gene Ontology annotation, cellular component: membrane. The record is from RefSeq and is a predicted model, not a curated record. Gene Ontology annotation, biological process: transmembrane transport.
GAGCUGGCCUUUAUGGAUAGGAGAGCUGUCAGAGGCCCCAGUUGAUCUCCAGAACCAGCAAGAGGAAGGAGGGACGAGAGGAGAAUCUGGAUUGGAGACAGUUUAGGAUACCGUCAGGGCCAAAUAGAGGGGCAGCAGCAGUGCUCCGGGGGCAGUAGAGGCAAGAAGAUGCGACGGGGAGCUCAGCAGUACGUAGUGGCCAGGCCACUGUACUCGGAAGAGUCCUUCGCCGAGGACCAUGAGACUGUCUACAGGCACCGCAAGACCAUGCUGGACCACAUCAAGCAGUACUUCACAUGUGACGCCAGACGAGCCAAGAACACAGCUCUUUCUCUCCUGCCGGUCAUCGCCUGGAUGAAGAUCUACCGCAUCAAAGAGUGGCUGCUCAGUGACAUCGUGUCCGGCAUUAGCACCGGCCUGGUGGCUGUGCUGCAAGGUCUGGCCUACUGUCUGCUGGCCUCUCUACCUCCCUGGUAUGGACUCUUCUCUGCCUUCUUCCCCGUCGUCCUUUACUUUUUCCUGGGCACAUCCCGACACAUCUCAGUGGGUCCGUUCCCAGUCUUGUGUCUGAUGAUCGGCUCGGUGGUCACCAGGUUGGUCCCUGACGAGGGUCUACCCCACAACAUCACAGGCUUUGAAGGCCUCACCAGAGACGAACAGAGAGUGUUGGUGGCGUCUUCUGUAACCUUCCUCGCCGGUAUCAUGCAGCUAGCGAUGGGUAUCCUGCAGGUGGGGUUUGUUGUCAUGUACCUGUCCGACACCCUGGUGUCUGGCUUCACCACGGCGGCCGCCGUCCACAUCUUGGUGUCCCAGCUCAAGUUUGUGUUGGGGCUGACUGUCCCAGGCCUCAGCGGUCCCCUCGCGCUCAUAUAUACCCUGGAGAUCAUCUUCAAUAAAAUCACCUCCACCAACGUGUGUGACGUGGUAAUUUCCUUGACAAUCAUGGUGGUGGUUUUCGUCGUGAAGGAGCUGAACGACCGUUUCAAAUCCAAGCUGCCCGUGCCCAUCCCCAUAGAGGUUAUCAUGACUGUCAUUGCGUGUGGAGUUUCAUACGCAUUUGACUUCAAGACAAGAUACGGCAUUGACGUUGUCGGCUAUAUUCCAAAGGGGUACGAGCCUCCGAUGGCACCGAACCUGCACAUCUUCCAGGAGACAGCAGUCGAGGCAUUUCCCAUGGCGAUAGUGGGUUUCGCUGUUGCCUUCUCCGUGGCAAAAGUCUAUUCAGUAAAACACGACUACACUAUAGACGGAAACCAGGAGCUGAUAGCUUUUGGAGCCAGCAACAUAUUUGGAGCUUCCUUCAAGUCGUUUGCUGCGAGUACAGCCCUCUCCAGGAGUGCAGUGCAGGAAAGCACAGGUGGUAAGACCCAGGUGGCUGGUUUACUAUCUGCUAUCAUAGUGAUGAUCGUCACACUGGCCAUCGGAUUCCUACUUGAGCCGCUCCCCAAGUCUGUGCUGGGUGCUGUGGUCAUCGUCAACCUAAAGGGCAUGCUGAUGCAGUUCAGAGACGUCCCGUACUUGUGGCGGAGGGACAAGCCAGACUGUGUGGUGUGGUUGGGUACCUGCAUCGCAGCCAUUUUGCUAGGGCUGGAUCUCGGAUUGGCUGCAGGCCUCGGCGUGGAGCUGAUCAGUGUUGUCCUCAGGGCUCAGUUCCCCCGCUGCAGUGUGCUGGCCAACAUCAAUGGAACUGAUAUCUACAAAGACCGAAAAGAUUAUGUUGAUAUAUAUGAGCCAGAGGGAGUGAAGAUCUUCAGGAUACCAUCACCAAUCUUCUUUGCCAACAUUGAGUUCUUCAGGAGCAAACUGGUGGAAGCUGUUGGAUUUAACCCCCUCAGAGUGUUGAGAAAGAGAAACAAAGCACUCAGGCGGAUCCGGAAACUUCUAAAGAAGGGAGACCUUCAGUGGACAUCAAAAGGCUUCCUGAACACCUCAUGUGGACCCAUCAAAGAGUCGGAGGAUGAGAGCAACAUGGAGGAGCUAGAUCUGCCUACUGACUUCAAGGACCUCCCGACCCGGAUCGACUGGAGCGCCGAGCUUCCCGCCAACAUCAUUGUUCCCAGAGUCGACGUCCACAGCCUGGUCCUGGACUUUGCUGCGGUUUCCUUCCUGGACAUCUCUGCUCUGAAGGGACUGAAAACAAUGCUGAAAGAGCUGAUCCGGGUGGAAGUUGAGGUUUACAUUGUGGCUUGUGAUCCUUACAUCUUGGAGAAACUGCAUGACUGUUGCUUCUUUGAUGAUGAAGUUCAGCCAUCAAUGUUCUUCCUGACUCUGCACGACGCCAUGCUGUACAUCCAUGAGAAACAUCCAGGGUCCACAGAAAAGAAAUCUGACUUUGAGAAGAUUAUAACAACGGUGACAGUUCAUCAACCUGGAGGCAGCUUGAGGAGCAGAGACAGACAUGCUCCAUAUCCAGAAACCAAGUUCUGACUUCCGAAUAAGAAGAUGUGGAUUUCUGAGAAGAAAAUCCCCAAACCGUGUACGAAAUAAAGAUUAAUUGUUUGACAAAUCACUUUGUCAACUACAAUACACAGUAACGAAAUACUGUUUUUAUACAUUCAAUGAUUUGAGUUUACAUAUACAGUAUUUACUGUAAUGUAAAAACUUAUGUAUGGAAUUUAUGUUUUUUUUAAACUGUAUAUAGUGGAUUUGUGGGAAAUGUAGGUGCAAUAUAUUUUACAUUUUGUACAGUUAUAUUUUCAUGAUUAGGGGAAAAAAUCCCAGCAAACUUGUCUCUAAAGCAAUGUGAAAAAGACUGAAUGUGCAGCGGCUGAAAUAUGGAAAUAAAUAUUCCUCCACUCUAAAUGAUUCCAUUCAAUGUUUCUAGUUUCUAAUCGGCAUUAUCAAAACUUUACGGCUGCUACAUUCAUACUAGACAUAAAGGCUGGACAGGCUGGUUUGUUUUAUCCUCGUUGAGAAUCUGGCAAUAGGCACCACUAAAGCCUCAAUAUCAAUGGACAUGUUAGGCUUAAGGAUUUCAUGAAAGCUCACUUUCACUACUGCUUCUUUCACCAUGACAUUGCGUGCUGAUGAUUAAAUUACCAGUCAGGGGGGAUUUGAAAAAUGAACAUAAUGUUUAAAUAACCUGUAAAAACGUAUCAGGACUGUGUGGGGAUGGUUACAUCAGAUUUUAUUGACAAUAUUUAGUCGAUUUAAAAGAAAUGUUUUGGUACGCUCUGAUGAGCGAAACUUAUUUCUGCUCUAUUACUUGAAGUUGAAACCAUGUCAUACAAUUUCUGUCUGUCUUUUUGUGUUUUUUACUCACCUUCUGUUGUUUAAUCCUUUUAAUAUCUCCUGUAUGUUUCCUAGUUGAUCUGAGGUAAAGGAUACUGAAGAAAGUCAUUUCUAAAUAAGAGUGUUAUAACAUAUAACCUAACAUAAUAAACGUUAUAUGGCACCCAC